Messenger RNA from Drosophila mojavensis, 1435 nucleotides. It is a transcript of the gene Oscillin, whose product is annotated as glucosamine-6-phosphate isomerase. Lineage: Eukaryota; Metazoa; Arthropoda; Insecta; Diptera; Drosophilidae. Gene Ontology annotation, biological process: N-acetylglucosamine catabolic process; D-glucosamine catabolic process; N-acetylneuraminate catabolic process. Gene Ontology annotation, molecular function: glucosamine-6-phosphate deaminase activity; identical protein binding. The transcript is spliced from 6 exons. The coding region runs from base 410 to 1231 and encodes 273 amino acids. The record is from RefSeq and is a predicted model, not a curated record. Gene Ontology annotation, cellular component: cytoplasm.
GGCAAUUGCUGUUGCUGCUAAAGUGACGCUGCAGUUGAUAGCCGCGGAUCACUGCGUUGCACCCCUUGGAGUUUUUUUUUUUUAACGUGAUAACGCCUUUUGCAAAUUGUAUCUCAAGGUUAUGUUGUUUGAAUUGCAGCUAACCGUAUUCUCUUUAACACUAAGAGCGCGUUCCACACAAUAUGUGUAUUGUAUAUAAAUUGACAGCCAAAUUGAAGCGGCGCUCACAGCUUGUUUGCCAGUCUCGUCGGCGAUUCGUACACUCCACAUCCGACCAGAGCUGAGCGCUAUCGUUGCGAUUGCUAGUGUGUGACUUUAUUAUUUAUUGUUUAAUACGACGUUAAGUUUUUGUUUCAAAAAGUUAUUUACGGUAACACAGUGCAGGUGAACGGAGUACUAAAUAUUAAGAAUGCGCUUAAUUAUCUUGGAGACGAGCAAAUCGGUGGGUAGUUGGGCGGCCAAAUAUGUGGCUAAGCGGAUCAACGACUUCAAUCCGGGACCCGAUAAAUACUUUGUUUUGGGCUUGCCCACAGGUAGCACCCCAUUGGGGAUGUACAAAGAACUGAUUAACUUCCAUAAGCAGGGCAAGGUCUCCUUUCGUUAUGUGAAAACCUUCAAUAUGGAUGAGUAUGUGGGCCUGCCGCGUGAUCAUCCCGAGAGCUAUCACUAUUUCAUGUGGCACAAUUUCUUCAAGCACAUUGACAUUGAGCCGGCGAAUGUGCACAUUCUGGAUGGCAAUGCGAAGGAUUUGGUCGCCGAGUGCAAUUUGUUCGAGCAGCAGAUUAAGGAAGCGGGAGGUGUGGAGCUAUUCAUUGGCGGCAUCGGACCCGAUGGGCACAUUGCCUUCAAUGAGCCGGGCUCCUCGUUGGUGUCGCGUACGCGUGUCAAGACCCUGGCGCAGGAUACGCUGGAAGCGAAUGCCCGUUUCUUUGAUAACGACAUGAGCAAAGUGCCCAAGCAGGCGUUGACUGUGGGCGUGGGCACGGUCAUGGACUCGAAAGAGGUGAUGAUCCUGAUAACGGGCGCCCACAAAGCAUUCGCCUUGUACAAGGCCAUCGAGGAGGGCGUCAAUCACAUGUGGACGGUCAGCGCCUUCCAGCAGCAUGCGAACACCUUGAUGAUCUGCGAUGAGGAUGCCACGCUGGAGCUCCGUGUCAAGACGGUUAAAUAUUUCAAGGGCAUUCUCAGAGAUGCAAAUGCAGCCGACUCCCCAGAAGCUUAUACAAAGUAGCCUGAUGGACGUGCACUCGCAGCUGAUAGAACAGCGAAAGACGGAAACCUAACCAAGGAGCAGCUCAUUCAACCUGCAAUCUAUCAACAGAAUAACAACAAAUCGAAUUUGUUUUACGUUUCUAAUGCAUUUUAUUUUUGUUCUAUUUACUAUUUACGCUACUGCUUAUAAUAAAAGACAUUGUCUAUAUAUUUUUAUACAAUA